This is a messenger RNA of Colletotrichum orchidophilum, 789 nucleotides long. RefSeq lists its product as uncharacterized. The transcript has 3 exons. The coding region runs from base 1 to 789 and encodes 262 amino acids. Lineage: Eukaryota; Fungi; Ascomycota; Sordariomycetes; Glomerellales; Glomerellaceae. The record is from RefSeq and is a predicted model, not a curated record.
AUGUCUUUUCCCCACAAACAAGUCCUUCUCGUAGGGGCUACAUCGGGCAUCGGAGCAGCAAUGGCGGAUAAGCUCAUCAAAAACGGUGCGAAAGUCAUCGCCGUCGGUCGGCGCCAGGAAAGACUGGAUGCUUUUGUCAAAAAGCAUGGCCCUACUCAAGCAGCUUCUAUCAGGUUCGACAUCACGGACAGGGCAGGCCUCGACGAUUUUGUAAACAGGGUUGUUAACAAUUUCCCCGAUCUGGACUGCGUGUUCAUCAACUCGGGUACCCAAAGCCAGAUCAAAUUAUCACAGCCCAGUAGUGUUGACCUUGACGCCUUUCGUGAGGAGAUCAACACCAACUUCUUGAGCGUCGUGGACAUGUCCAUCAAGUUUCUCCCGAAACUCCAAAACAAAGCGGUCCCGACAAGUUUGAUCAUAACCGGCACGCAUCUUGCGCUGAUUCCGGCGGUCACUAUACCGGCAUACUCUGCGUCCAAAGCAGCUCUGCAUGCUUUUGUGUAUUCUCUGAGGCAACAACUACAAGGUUCGAGUACCAAAAUCAUAGAGAUUUGGCCUCCCCUGGUACAGACCGAGUUACAUGAUUACAUGGGUGAGGAGACGGGUCGAUCGAUGGGAAUGCCUGUCGACGAGUUUGUCGAUAAGACAUAUCAGCAGCUCGCCUUGGGAACCGAGCACAUUCUCGUUGGUUCAAUUGGCCCGGAAGAACCAUUCUUGGAGCUUGUCAAGGUACGACAGCAGCAGUCCGAUGUACUUUCCAACUUCAUGCUCUCGCAUUUUGAGCUAUAA